This is a messenger RNA of Babesia bigemina, 429 nucleotides long. RefSeq names its product clathrin adaptor complex small chain family protein, putative. NCBI's taxonomy places the organism in Eukaryota, Apicomplexa, Aconoidasida, Piroplasmida, Babesiidae. The transcript is spliced from 2 exons. The record is from RefSeq and is a predicted model, not a curated record. The coding region runs from base 1 to 429 and encodes 142 amino acids. Gene Ontology annotation, cellular component: intracellular membrane-bounded organelle. Gene Ontology annotation, biological process: protein transport; vesicle-mediated transport.
AUGAUUUACGGCGUCUUCCUGCAGAAUGUGAAGAACAACACGCGCCUGUCCAGGUGGUACUGCAACUUCAGCCAGCAGGAAAAGAAACGCAUCGCGGACCUCAUCUACACGGAGAUAUCGCGGCGCGACGUGCGCUGGGUGAACUUCUACGACCUGGAAGGCCGCAAGGUUGUCUACCGCAAGUACGCCGGGAUCGUCAUCAGCAUCUACACCGACCGCGAGGACAACACGCUGGCGUACCACGAGCUCAUCCACCUCAUCGUCGAGAUCCUCGACGACUUCUACGACAACGUGCACGAGCUGGACGUCGUGUGCAACUUCAACACGCUGCACAGCCUGCUCAACGAGCUCAUACUUGCAGGCGAACUGCUCGAAACCUCGAAGCAGACUGUGCUUGACCGGAUGAAGGCCACGUAUAAGUUGAACUGA